UUCCCUUCCUUGAGAUUGGUUCUUAGCACCGGGCCCCUCCUCCUCCGGCCACGCCUCUCGCAGCCGCUUUUCCCGCCUCCGCCGGGCCGAGCGGCGGACCCGCUGACAGUUGAGGAUGGCUGGGGCGGAGGGGUCUGCUGGGCGGCAGUCGGAGCUGGAGCCUGUGGUAUCGUUGGUCGACGUACUAGAGGAGGACGAGGAGCUGGAGAAUGAAGCGUGCGCCGUAUUGGGCGGCAGCGACUCCGAGAAGUGCUCCUACUCGCAGGGCUCAGUAAAGAGACAAGCACUCUAUGCCUGUAGUACUUGCACCCCAGAGGGAGAAGAACCAGCAGGAAUUUGCCUCGCUUGCAGUUACGAAUGUCAUGGAAGUCAUAAACUAUUUGAGCUGUACACAAAAAGAAACUUUCGUUGUGAUUGCGGAAACAGCAAGUUUAAAAAUUUGGAAUGCAAAUUAUUUCCUGACAAAGCAAAGAUAAAUUCUGGCAAUAAAUACAAUGACAACUUUUUUGGAUUGUACUGCAUUUGCAAGAGACCUUAUCCUGAUCCUGAAGAUGAGAUUCCGGAUGAGAUGAUCCAGUGUGUAGUCUGUGAAGACUGGUUCCAUGGAAGGCAUCUUGGUGCCAUCCCCCCCGAGAGCGGGGAUUUCCAGGAGAUGGUGUGCCCGGCUUGUAUGAAGCGCUGCCCCUUCUUGUGGGCUUAUGCUGCACAAUUGGCAGUAACCAAAGUAUCUGUGGAGGAUGAUGGGUUGGUGCUGAAUGUUGAUGGAAUAGGUGAUCAGGAAGUCAUCAAACCUGAAAAUGGAGAUCAUCAAGAUAGUACCCUCAAAGAGGAUGUUCCAGAACACGGAAAGGAUGCUGUCACGGAAGUUAAAGCAGAGCAGACUAACGAACCAUGUACCAGCUCUAGUUCUGAGUCUGAUCCCCAGACCGCACUUAAGAAUCAACAUCUCAACACAGAAUCACAGUCUGGCUGCAGACUUCAGGAUCUUAAUGCUAAGCAGUUGAUAAAGAAAGACACUGCCACCUAUUGGCCCCUGAACUGGCGUAGCAAGUUAUGUACCUGCAAAGACUGUAUGAAAAUGUAUGGCGAGCUAGAUGUCCUGUUCCUGACAGAUGAAUAUGACACAGUUCUGGCUUAUGAAAACAAGGGCAAGGUUGACCAGGCAGCUGACAGGAGAGACCCUUUAAUGGACACCCUUAACAGCAUGGACAGAGUCCAGCAAGUGGAGCUUAUUUGUGAAUACAAUGACUUGAAGACUGAACUUAAAGACUAUCUCAAGAGAUUUGCUGAUGAAGGCACGGUGGUUAAGAGAGAGGACAUCCAGCAGUUCUUUGAAGAAUUUCAGUCAAAAAAGAGGAGGAGAGUGGACGGGAUGCAGUACUACUGCAGCUAGAUUGGACGAUGGCACCUGCUCAGCCAGGCCACUGCCAAGGCCACUUACUGUGCCCAGAAUAAAAGAGGCGUUUCUCGCAUCUGGUCCUGUUCCGGCCUCUCCUUGGAGAGGCCUCCCCUCCGGCCUUGAGCUUCCUUUCCUCCUUAACCACGGUCGCCACAGUGUGUAUGCCGAUUUCACAACCAGCGCCCUCUGACUCCGCUAAAUGCAGCCCAUUCCACAGACUGCCGGCCCGCCACCCGACUACCAGAUAACCCCCAGGUUAUUCGCUUAGAAGUUUUAAGAAGUUCGAUUUGGUUUUGAGACAGUAAACUAGUGUUUUGUGUUUUUUUUCCUAAUGAUUUGUUCUUUAACUCCUGAACGUGUCUACCCUGCCACAGAGCUGUUGUCUCCCGGGACCCUCGCGGUGGGGGGGCACGGCGGGAGCGUCCUUCCUGUCUGCCACAACCCCUCUAGGUCCCUCACCCCUCCGAUCGUGGUGCCUUGGGUCAGUGCUUCCUCAGGCCCGGUCUGCCUCUUCUCCCACAUCCCUGCUUUCGCAAGCGUGGUCACGGCUUAGAGGGUGUCUCAAAACUCGCCUCCUCUGGGCCCGACCUCCAGCGGAGUCAGGGCUGAUGGUUUUCUGGGCUGGACGUCUGUCACGGGCGGGGAGAUUGGCCGAUGGCAGGACUGAGGAAGCCAACCUUUGUUAUGAUUUUUACUAAUAAAGUGAAAACUUCAUUCACAAUUCCACUGGCACUAGAUAUUCGAAUUUCAGUACUGUAGUGCUCACAGGGCUUCCUGGAGAAAAUUCGCCAGUGUACUAGUCCCUCUUCUGCUGCCUAGAAAAUAGACCGGGUACUACCCUGUGAAAUCUUAGUGGUUUACAAAGUCCUCUGGAUUUCUUUAUCUUAUCAGGGAUAUUCAUAAGCAUAUAUUAAAAACAGACCUAUUUUGAUAUUGUUCUGUUAUGAAAAUGUUAUGAGAACCCCAAUAAAUUAUUAAUUUCCCCCUUAAAUCUGUGCUGAAAGAAAAAAAAAUACUGGUUUAGCUUACUUCUAGCGAGCAGGGCAGGGAGUGCCCUCUUUUGGAAGAGGCAGAGGGUAUGUGAGAGACUCCAAACAGGGCCCCAGGCUGCAUGAAUGGUGAGCUUUAUGUAAAUAAAUGUUAAUGUCCACGGCUGGUUCUCUGAUGACCAUGAGACCCGCUUUUGAAGAACCUUGUGGAAUGUUGUAUUUUAAGGGGAAGUCCUUUCAGUUGGUAUGAAGUCUCUUUACAGCCCUCAGUCUAUGGGGAAAACACCUUUGAUAAAUGCAGAGUCCUCAGUUGCUGUCCCUCUGGAGCAACACGGUCUCUCCGGACAAUAGAGGACCUGCUUCAAGGUAUGUGACCCUAAGCGUCAGAGCCUUUGGGGCCACGAGUGUAUGUUGAUUUUCCUUCGUGUGUCCAGCAGUCGCAUGUACCCGUCCUGGGGUGAGAUGAACCCGGCCUCCAGGACAUCAGGGCCUCAAAGAAAUGGUCCAACCGUGGUUUUCUGCAUCAAGCCUCCUAAGUACAGAUCCCCAUGGAGAGUGAUGUGUGGAGCUAGAAGGCCUUCCGGCCACAGGAGGUGCUCGUGUGCCCUGAGCCGGCCUUGCAGGAGGGCUGGGUUGAAAAGCUCGGGGCAUCUUUGAGGCUGGUUACGAUCCCCAGCCUGGGAACCCUUUUCCAAGUCUGAGGAUUUCUGAGCGCCCUCUGCAAGGUUGCGCUAGUGUGCUUGUUGUGGUCCGAAAGUUUCUAUCUUCUCAAACGUUUGCUUUAACUGCCAGGGAGUUCCUUGCUCCGAUGACAGGUCAGGACCAGGUCUCGGAGGUGACGCGUUACUGCGCAGCACGAUAAUACGCAUCACCCGGGGCUGAGGGGCUCGUUUAGAAAGGUACUGCUCCUCCUUUGACAUUAACCAGAAAACCUCUUUUUUUUUUAAUCUGUGUUCACGACUAGUUUUCUUAUUGACCGUGAUGGACUGUCUCUUCUUGUAGAGACUGAUUUUGGCCAAAAUGUGGCAGUUGAUAUCAAUGCAUGUUUUAUGCCGAACGAGAAUACGAUAUUAGUUGCUUUUAAGGAAUUCUGGCAUCGUACGUGCAUUUUUGUAGACUUGUUACUGGACUUACAGUUACAUACUUCGAUCAGGUUUCUGUAAAAUUUAAAUAAAAUCAGUUCCAACAAAA
Molecule: messenger RNA, 3579 nt
Organism: Prionailurus viverrinus (fishing cat)
Lineage: Eukaryota; Metazoa; Chordata; Mammalia; Carnivora; Felidae
Gene: UBR7
Product: ubiquitin protein ligase E3 component n-recognin 7
Exons: 11
Coding region: 116-1393 (425 amino acids)
Cellular component (GO): cytoplasm
Molecular function (GO): ubiquitin protein ligase activity; zinc ion binding
Source: RefSeq, a predicted model, not a curated record